Messenger RNA from Cylindrotheca closterium, 3165 nucleotides. NCBI's taxonomy places the organism in Eukaryota, Bacillariophyta, Bacillariophyceae, Bacillariales, Bacillariaceae. The record is from the annotation of a GenBank genome assembly.
AUGAAGAAGUCUGAAGUUGGGCCAUCAUCGAUUGUCAAUGAGAAUAAUAAUGCAAAACUUCAGAAUUCGGCAUUACAGAUUGGCUGUCAUCCUUCAGGUGACGACGAUGAUGAAGUCAGCCAAAGCAUCGAACUAGCUUCAUUGCACUCUUCAUCAAAGAAGAUCAAAAAGAAAAAGAAGAAAGACAAAAAAUCAAAAAGCUCCAAAAAAGCUACAGAUGAGACGGAUGAAAGUGUUGUCUCGUCACCAAGACUAAAGAAAAAGAAACGCAAAAAGGCGAAGGAUGGCAAGAAGAAAUCAAAAAGAAUUAGUAAGAAGGACUGCCAAUCCCAAUCCAGCUGUUCGACUUUCGAUUUCUAUUCUUCUAUCUCAAGUAUCGAGACAUUUGCGUUUGAUGAUGUCUCGGAACAAUCAGAUCAAGACAGCUGUUACAAAUCAACUACUGGAUAUGCCCAUACUCCUGUUGGACGCCCCAAGAAGAAACUUGAGGUACCAUCAUCUGCGCCAUUGGGCAAGGAACGCAACAAAAGCCCAGUGGCAACGAAAUCACCGUCGGCAUCUUUGGGAGUAUGGAAGUUAUCGCCGAAGCAACCAGAGCCAUCCAUGGCUGUUAGACGAGCAAGAUGUACGAGGAGAGCAUCGUUGGCGGGUGCAUCCAUGCUGAAUAAUUCAUAUCAUGGCUGUACGCCAACUUUGACGAAGCGAAUGACUGCAAAGAUUGAAAAGAGCCUGCAUGAUUCCAUGCCAGACUUGUUUGCGUCACCGGGAAGAGGGUUGUUGGCGGAUGCAUCACCAGCACCAGGACGAGGUCGUCGACGACACAGGCUGAAGUCUGAUGAUAACAAGGCAUGGACGCCACGAGCUCCUACAUUGACUAGAAAAAUCUCUUCCAAAAGCCUAAUGGAUGGAAUUGGCAAUAGUUUGAUGAAUAGUUUCGUUAGUGGAAGCGACUCGUCGCUUGAUUGUCCAUUCAAGAGUCCAACACAACACAAGCAAGCACCAAUACCCCUGUCCAUUCCCGACCUCUGCGGCGAUUCCUCGGACGAUGAUGAUGGAGACUUGGCAUAUAACAAUGCAAUCGCUAGGUUUAUCGGACACGGAUCAAACAGUAACGUCGACGCGGGUAAGGACGACAAUCCAUUUGAACUUGUCACGCCUUCGCGGCAAUCGUCCACCUUGAUGGACGGCCGACAGCCCAGCAAAGCAUACUUCGAGCAUGAAAAUCGAAAAAUUGGCAGUAUUGUGACUAGCCGCAAGGGACUUGGAAGCUUGUCGUCGGUCAAGGGACUUGGAAGCUUGUCGUCGGUCAGCCCAAUGCCCAACAAGACAUCCAAUGCAUUUCAUGCUCCCGCAACACCGCCAGUUCAAGAGCACGAUGAUUCUUCGGAAUCGUCUUUUGCCACUGACGGAUUCUUGACUCCGACCGAUCAUGGGCCUCUCAAAAAGAUGAUCCUCGAUAACCAUAUUGGUGAGAAAAAUAAUAAUACUGACGACGACGAUCGUUCACUGGAUGUCGCCGAUAUUUUCGUAACAGCUUCAAAUCCAUUGCCGACCGAAAAUGGCCAGGGAGAUGUCGGAAACGUCGAAGAAUCUCACUCUGAUAGUGAAAGUGACUUUGGCUUCGACAGUCCAUUUGGUGCGGUGGGCGAUGAAACUUCGAAAAAGAUUGUUAGGAAUAAAAAGCUAAGCCGGAAAAAUCUUGCUCCAACUGGCAGUUUCGGCGAGGAUAUGAAUCGUAGCUUCCACGAAGCGUUGAGUAUCGAUCCAUUCGAAGCGGAAGAGUUCGUGGCCGAACCAUUCUCGCAGCCAGCAUCAAGGAAGCAUCAGAAUAGCUUUCGCGGAAAUGUUCUUGCUCCAACUGGCAGUUUCGGUGAGGAUAUGAAUCGUAGCUUCCACGAAGCGUUGAGUAUCGAUCCAUUCGAAUCGGAAGAGUUCAUGACCGAGCCAAUCUAUCCACAACGAGUAUCAAGCAAGCAAAAGAGCUUCAGCGGUAAAGUGCUUUCUGACACUGGGAGCUUGGGUGGGGAAAUGAAUCGCAGCUUCCAUGAUGCUAUGAGUAUUGAUCCAUUCGAAUCGGAAGUGUUCAAGGCCGAAGAUUUUGGCACCGAAACGAACGACUUCGGUUGUAAGGUGGUGUCGACAAGUAGGUCUACAAAUGGUGGUUCGAUUGAGGGCAUGAACCAAAGCUUCCACGACGCUUUGAGCGUUCAUUCAUUCGAGUUGGAAGAAAUGGGCGGUGCAGAAAGGGAUAAGAUUGUUGGGAAUAGACCGGGGAUGAGUGCAAGGGAGCCGAGAAAAGUGUCCUGCAACGACGAUUCCACUUCUACUCGCAGUUUCGGUGCUUCUGGUCCAAUCGAUAAUGCGGGCAGCAAUUCCAUCACCAAGAAUCGCAAAAGCUCCUCUGUUCGAAAGUCAAAGAGCCCCAAAGGUUCUCACCGAUCGAAGUCGCUGGAUCGACUCAAGAGCCUAGGCGGCCGAUCCAAUUCUCUGGACAAACUCAAGCUGCUAGAUCGCCGUUCAAAUUCACGCGACAGCCUCAACUCUCGCAAUCGCCAAUCCAGCAUUGAUGAUCUAAUUGCCUUACAGCAAAGGGGGACACCAGCUAAUCCAUGGAAUCGAAUACGGUCGGCCAUGUCGCUGGUUUCAAUAGGUAGCCGCAGCAGCCAAGCAACCAAGGUUACCGAUCCAGGGCCAUCAUCCAGAACUUCACCAUGGAACAAACGUUCCACAAAGGAAAAGAGUUCCCGAGCUGGAAGGUUUAAAAGGUCUGGAAAAUCGGAGCUAUCACAGUCGGAGCAUGGUGUCUAUGGCACCGACACGAGACUCAGUAGUAGUGUGGGUACAAGCAGGACGAGCAAACUAUCGAGGUUUUCCAGCAAAGAGAAACUAGCCAAACGAAAGAAGAAAACGAAAAAGAAUACGCUGGGCCAAUCGGAGCAUUCGACGAGGGCCACCGAUAGUCUUGCAAUUGAACAGGAGCUGGGGACUACUGGCACCACAACAAAAAGGCGAGCGAAAGGUUCGAACACCAAAAGUAAAUCGCCUGCCUCGUCGGUUUCAGGAAUGCCACAAUCCAAAGAAGACGAAUCAUCUCAAGAUCUCUUUCAAGAUUUCGUCAAAGAAAUAAGGGCUAUCAAUCCCAGCGAAGACAUAUUUUCUUGUUGA